Messenger RNA from Saitoella complicata NRRL Y-17804, 453 nucleotides. RefSeq lists its product as uncharacterized. The record is from RefSeq and is a predicted model, not a curated record. The transcript is spliced from 2 exons. Lineage: Eukaryota; Fungi; Ascomycota; Saitoellomycetes; Saitoellales; Saitoellaceae. The coding region runs from base 1 to 453 and encodes 150 amino acids.
AUGUGCCAACGACAUAACACCCACACGGAUUCACGUCCCCCCCUUCGCGCCGUAAUCCUCGAUUUCGGCGGUGUCCCCCAUCUCGACGUAACAGGCCUCCAAAACCUCAUCGACGUCCGCGCACAACUCGACCGACACGCCGGCGUCGCAGUCCCAUGGCACUUCGCACAAGUCCGCAACGGGUGGAUCAAACGCGCCCUCGUAUCCGGUGGGUUUGGGCAAACAGAGCAACCCCGUCGUUCCGUAUUCUCCGUCGCGAACGUCGGUGUGCAGAAUGAUCCCGUUCCCAAAGAGGCAGGAGCCCAGGAUGAGGAGAUUGGUGUGGAUACGGAUAGUGUUAGUAGUGUGGGUAAGAUUGUGCCAUUGUUGAGUGUUAACCGGCCGUAUUUCCAUGCGGAUUUGGAUGAGGCGGUGAAGGCUGCUGUGUUGGAGAGUGAGGAUGUGAAGGCGUAG